This is a messenger RNA of Cariama cristata (Red-legged seriema), 735 nucleotides long. Its product is annotated as vitelline membrane outer layer protein 1-like. Bases 1 to 735 code for a protein of 244 amino acids. The record is from RefSeq and is a predicted model, not a curated record. The transcript is spliced from 4 exons. Lineage: Eukaryota; Metazoa; Chordata; Aves; Cariamiformes; Cariamidae.
AUGGCCAAGUAUCUGCAUAACCAGAAGCAGGAAUCGAUAUUAAGCCUCUACCAUGAGCACAGCAAGGAGCACAUAGGUCUAUGCUAUAGCCCUUCAGUGAUGGUGGAUACAUCUGCAGCCACACCAUCUGCUGCCCGUUGGCUUUUGAACUCCCAGGGGAGCUCCCCAUGGGCACUAUGCAGAAUGCAAGAGAUGAUGCUCCUCACGCCAGCAAUCCUCAUCCUGCUCCUCUCCCUCUGCACCCCAGGCACAGGGGCAAGUGAAUACACCUCUGUCCUCACUGUGCCCAAUGGAGCACGCUGGGGAAAGGGGGGCAGUUGGCAAUUUUGCCGCUCUGGCUAUGCCAAUGGACUUGCACUGAAGAUAGAGCCCUCCCAGUUUGGAACAGAUGACACAGCUCUGAACGGCAUACGUCUGCAACAUCGAGAUGACUCAGUCACCAAGUUCUUGAUGGGGGAGUGGGGUACCUGGACCAGCUUCCAAGUUUGCCCUGGAGGCUACUUGAUCUCCUUCUCACUGAGAACAGAGAAGUCCCAAGGAGGAGGUGAUGACACAGCAGCCACCAACACUCAGUUCAGAUGCUCAGAUGCAGCUGUGCUAGUAGGUGAUGGACUAUCGUGGGGUAGAUUUGGCCCAUGGAGCAAAAGCUGCAACAUAUGCAGUCUCCAGACUAAGGUAGAGCCCCCACAGGGGCUUCAGGAUGACACAGCGCUCAGCAAUGUUCUUCUGCUGUAA